Messenger RNA from Myxocyprinus asiaticus (Chinese sucker), 1984 nucleotides. Its product is annotated as mitochondrial fission regulator 1-like. The transcript is spliced from 8 exons. Gene Ontology annotation, biological process: mitochondrial fission; aerobic respiration. The record is from RefSeq and is a predicted model, not a curated record. Gene Ontology annotation, cellular component: mitochondrion. Lineage: Eukaryota; Metazoa; Chordata; Actinopteri; Cypriniformes; Catostomidae. The coding region runs from base 389 to 1363 and encodes 324 amino acids.
CCUAAAAUCCAAGGUUGCAAUGCAUGAGAAAACGAAGGGAACUGAUACAGGUAUGAUAGAAUAGAAAAAAAGAUCAACGCUUCACACUCGUCCCAGUAGGUGGCGGAAAUGUACCAAAAGCUGGUUUGCCAACUGUCAUAAAGCCAAAGAAGAAGAAGAAGAAGAAGAAGAAGAAGAAGAAGAAUAUUUUAAAGCCCCGCCCUUAUUACCACAUGACUGUUCUAUACUCUGAAAAACAACACCACACAGGUCGCCCGCUGAUAGCGUUAGCGGCAUAGUACAAUCAGGAACAGCACAAUUAUGCUACAGUUCACAGGGUUUUGAUCUGACGAUGUCCUAGCAAAGAUUCCUGAUGAUGAGAAAGAUGUGACUGUUGCAGAAUAACAGGAUGAGCAAAAGUCAUAGACGGAUAGAAAUGGACCUGGCUUUAGGAUCAUCAAAGCCUUAUGGGUCGUCCAGGACUAUUGUAAGAAGAAUCGCCACAAGCCUUCCUCUGCCGCCUUAUCCACUACUCAUACCUGAAAGUGGACACGAGGAUGAGUUUCAUCUUCAUCCAUUCACUGCUGGUGUGGGCUUCCUGAACAAUUCCAAUGGACCAAAUGGGCUCGUGGCCUUUUUUGCUGAUGUAGGCUGGAUUGACAGACAAGAGAAUGAUGUAACUGGCAAAACUAGAUUUGAGGCAGAUUCUGGGUUGUUUUUCCGCACUCAGCAGCGUAGACCCUUGGGACGGCAGAGCUCUUUACCCAGCUUGUAUCAGACUGAGACGGCUCCUCAGAGCCAGGCAAUUAUCAAUGAUGAAGCCUUUCAGAAGAUCAGCACUCUUGAGUCUGAGCUGGCCAAACUCGGAGCUCAAAUCGCACAGAUAGUUCAGGCACAGGAGCAAAAUGCACAGUCCACAGCUCCAGGUGGCCCUCCUGUCCCCAUGGCUAUACCCAUGGCUCCAGUCCCACCACCACCACCACCUCCUCCUUGCCCUGGCAUGCAGAGGAGCUAUUCCGCCAUUGAACUCAUCAAAGAGCAGCGUGGGAAAAAGUCAGAGCAGAAUAUAUUACUGGAACCAGAAUCCAAUAAGCCAGAGGUGCCCAAUAUGUUAGACGUGCUGAAAGACAUGGGGAAAGUGAAGCUGCGCUCAGUUAAGAGUCAUACGGUUGAUGGCCACACGAAACCCAAGCCUGUUGAACCCACAGAUGCUGCUGCAUUGAUUGCCGAGGCACUGAAAAGAAAGUUUGCUCGCCGUUACCGUAGUGACUGUGAGUGUGAAAGCAGCUUUAACUUAUCAGCCCCUGAGAACAAGUCCCAUGUGGAAGCACCACUGUUUGGAAGGCAUAUUUUGAAAUCAACUGGAAGGAGGAAACUGUACUAAGAUGGACACAGAAGCUACUCUUCUGAGCCCUGUUCCUGUUAGAAAGUUAACUGAGUUAACCAGAUAACUUUUAAUUCCAAGUAGUGAGCUAGAUGGGUUUUUUUGUAAAUGAGCAUGCACAUGCCAAAACACAAUGCAGUCAAUCUGGUUUCCCCUACUGGACAUCAGCAUUGUUGUGUAUCUUUGUAAUUUUGCACUUUGAAGAGUUCAUCUCUAUCAGCAAAUGUUGUACCUCAGUGGUCUCAUUGCAUGCAGGUUCCAUUUUGCCAGUGAUAUGAAAAAUGCAUUUUAUUUGUAUUCAGUUUUAUGUAAGAUUUUGUGUUUUUAUGUGGAUGUUUAAGGUCAAUAGAGCUCUAGUGCACACUUUAAUUUCUUAAUGAAGGGCUAGUUAUUGAAAGCAAGCACCAAAGUAUAUUGACUGUUCUGGUUGCCUUAAUAGUAGCAUUUUAGUAUUCAGAACACCUGUUCUCUUUUUGCUUUAAAGGGUGCCAAGAUGUUACAAUCAGGUUUGAAUGCUUUUAUUUCUGUCAGACUAUAUAGCCUGUCUGUAGGAACAGUUAUGCUGAAUGUAUCACGCCUUCAAACAUCUGUGAUCAUAAAAGGUGCUAUUUCAGUACUAUA